Hibiscus syriacus is the source of this 1843-nucleotide messenger RNA. RefSeq lists its product as uncharacterized. The record is from RefSeq and is a predicted model, not a curated record. Lineage: Eukaryota; Viridiplantae; Streptophyta; Magnoliopsida; Malvales; Malvaceae. The coding region runs from base 41 to 1738 and encodes 565 amino acids. The transcript has 4 exons.
CUCCAUUUUCUCUUUAUUCACCUUCACAAUUAUAGUAAGAAUGGAAAAGUUUCAUAAAACAGAUUGCAUCGAGCUCUUAUCGGAAAUCAAGCAUCAAGAGAAGCUGCUUAAUCUCAAAAGAAGCUGGUUGAUGGGACUUUCGACUUCCAAGUUGAAAAAGAAGCAAUUUGAGGAACCCAAGUUUUUUAAGUUCAAGACUUUGCCUGAAUCUUUUCUGAGGGAGGAUGACAUGUUCUACGAGACUAUUAAAACUCAUGUUGAAAAUGCAUUCGGAGUAAGCAAUUUCAAAAUAGGAAAUCAUGUAAUUGAAGAUAGCGCCGAAUCAUUUGAUGCACCAAAGAUAAAUGAAGUCCUUUUCUCAAGUCUCGAUGCUUUGACUAAUGAUGGGCUUCAACGAAUUAUUAUGAUACUUUCAGGUGGCUCAGGGAAGUUUGAGAAAACUCGGUGCAAAAUGAAAAAAGUUAUUAGAGAAUGUUUGCCGAGGUUUCUGAGCAGUGAAGAUCAUGAUCACAAGAAGAAGACCGAUAUUAUGCAGCUAUAUAAAAUUCUCAAUGACCCUCGAUAUUUUCGGAGCAGUACUAUGAAAUCAAUGACUCCAACAUCUAAGUGUCUUCAUGCUGUUGCAAUCCAUGUGCUGGAUGGGUUAGAGGAUUUGCCUUUGCAGACCUUGGUUACAAUGGACAGGAAGCUUAGAUGUGUCAAAUCUAUUCCCGAGUUAAAAACUUGUGAAUGCAGUCAGAAACGUAAAGGUUUAAUUCAAAAAGUGAAUAAAACAGCUAGAAAGAUGCUUAUGGAUCUUGAUGAAGUGGAGAAACUACAAGAGCCCUUAGCUAAAGCAUUGGUGGUGGCAGACUUAUCACUAAAGCUAACUACGGGUUGUCAAAAUACCUCCAUAACAGGCUUUCACCAAUUCACGCCAGAAAUAGUAAGCUUGCAGAAUGACAUUGUGAGGGCUAUUUGGACUCUUAAAACGAAGGCUAGAUUCGCAGAGCUGAAAGCCUUAAAACUUUUGUUGGAUCCAAAUGUUGAAAUAGAAACUCGUUCUUUAAGAGGAGCAAUUACAAAUAUGUUAACAGAGUUCCUCUUUGAGUGCAGUGAUAUGGAUACGGUUCCCAAGUCUUUAUUAGAAGCACUUUCUGUUAUUAACAAGGAUUCCCGAUCUUUUCCACAAGGACGCUUUGUAAGAGAUGAAAUUGAAGAAGAGGUUGAAUGUAUACUCACUGUAAGUGCUGAGAUGAAACAAGUCUUUUGGGACUUGCUUCCUGAUCAUGAGUUAGAUGAAGAAUUUGCCGAUGCAUAUGGAGAAGAAUUAGAAGAAAGUGAUGAUAAUAGUUGUAUUGAGGAUACUGGCAAUUAUGGCAAUGAUGGGAAAAUGUUGAACGAGGACUUAGAGAGUUGCAUGUCCUAUUCUGUCACUUCAAUCGACAGAGAUGACGUUAUACAGAAUGUGAAAAUGGAGCCAGAAAUUGCCUCAGGUCAUGAAAAAAGUAGCAAAGAUAUAAACCAACUAAAGAACGUGGUCAAAUCGCUUGCAUCAAAUAACAGAAAUUGUAUUUCAGUUGAGAGAGAUGAGGUUGAACAGAACAUUGGAGUGGAUCCAGAAAAUGCAUCGACCAUUUCAUCUAACUAUCAACUGAGGAACGAAACAUUGCUGACAACAAAACAAGCACUCGUAGAAAUCGAUAUCUUGCAAUCCAAGAAGCAUGUGACGAAGCAAGUUUGGUUGCCCACAAUCUAAUUGGUCGGUUACUGGAAAGGUUUGCUAAGGAGCAGGACAUGGAUUUAGAUUGGAGUGAUAACUUGUAUCUCGGAGGUGAUUCUUCAACUCAACAACAUACACAAG